Molecule: messenger RNA, 2442 nt
Organism: Ipomoea nil (Japanese morning glory)
Lineage: Eukaryota; Viridiplantae; Streptophyta; Magnoliopsida; Solanales; Convolvulaceae
Product: G-type lectin S-receptor-like serine/threonine-protein kinase At4g27290
Exons: 6
Coding region: 1-2442 (813 amino acids)
Biological process (GO): recognition of pollen; protein phosphorylation
Molecular function (GO): ATP binding; protein serine/threonine kinase activity
Source: RefSeq, a predicted model, not a curated record
AUGGGAGCUCUUCUACUUUUAUUAGCGCUCUCAUUUUCAGUUCAUAAGAUGUCACUUGCAAGGGAUACCAUUAGCUCCACUCAGUCCCUCAAAUAUGGUGACACCAUUGUUUCUUCUGGUGGAAUCUUUGAGAUGGGCUUUUUUAGCCCUACCAAUAAUCCUUCUCACAAUAACAUCUAUGUUGGCAUAUGGUUCAAGCAAAUGUCUAUUCGCACUGUAGUUUGGGUUGCCAACAGAGACACUCCCCUCACUAAUACAUCAUCAGUAGCCUUGCAGAUCAUCAGUCCAGGCCGGCUAGCUCUAGUCGAUGGCAACGGUUCUCAAAUCUGGCGUACUAACAUCACUUCCGGUUCAGUUCAGAAUAAUCCAGUUGCAAAGUUACUGGAUUCUGGGAAUCUGGUGGUGAAGGAUGCCAAUGCCAAUUUCCUGUGGCAAAGUUUUGAUUAUCCAACUGAUACUCUAUUGCCAGGCAUGAGAAUUGGGAAGAAUUUGGUUACUGGUCUUGAGAUUAGUGUGUCAGCAUGGAAGACAGAAACUGAUCCAGGUCCAGGACAAUAUAGGACUUCCUUUGAUCCUACAGGGUUUCCACAAAUUGUGUUCUGGAAAGGUGGAAACAAAAUGUAUCGAUCCGGUCCGUGGACUGGUUCGAGCUGGAGAGAUCUACAAAAAUGGGGUCUAUUUGUUGAAACUUCAGUAAUCAUUAAUGCAACUGAGGUUAUGACAAGGCAGUUUUCUAACACCUCAAAAUUAAUCAGGUUUGUCCUCACAAGCUCCGGGACUUUACAAUUGGAUAUAGGGGAAAAUGGGACAGGUAAAUGGAACAGUUUCCCUCUUGUACCAAUAGAUGGUUGUGAUAAAUAUGGAAUAUGUGGUCCCUAUGGGAAUUGUGACAAUAACAAAAACCCUGUUUGUGGAUGCCUGGAUAAAUUUGUGGCUAGAGAUCCAGUAGAAUGGGGAAGUUCAGAUUUCUCAGGGGGGUGUGUUCGAAGGAAACCUCUGAAUUCAUCAUCCUCAGAUGGCUAUGGAUUCAAGAGAUACUCAGGUGUUAAAUUGCCAGAUACAAAUGUUUCAACAUUCCAUAAGAAUAUGACCCUUCAAGAGUGCAAUCAUGCUUGCUUCAACAAUAUCUCUUGCAUGGCUUAUUCAACUCUAAUUAUAAGCAACGGAGAAAAUGUCUGCUUGCUUUGGUUUGAUGAUUUGAUGGACAUUAGAGUGGUAGUCAUACCUGAGGACGGCCAAGAUCUUUACAUUAGGAUGGCUUCUUCUGAUUCAGAUUAUCCAUCAAGAUCAAAGGGCAAGAAAUUAAAAAUUAUAAAAUUGAGUUCAUCAAUAUUGGGUGGAAUUCUGGUGCUGAGCUUGGCCUCGACUCUGAUCAUAAUAUUGUAUCGACGAAAAAGGGAGAAGAUCCAUUUAAACUUGAAAUGGGAAGAAGAUCAAACAUUAUUUGAAGUAUUGACAAUAACCAGAGCUACUGAUAACUUUUCACCAGAGAACAAGAUUGGAGAGGGAGGAUAUGGACCUGUUUACAAGGGUGUUCUGGAUGAUGGAAAGGAAAUAGCCGUGAAGCGACUUUCAAAGACAUCUAAGCAAGGGCUUGGAGAAUUUAAAAAUGAAGUCAAUUCUAUUGCCAAACUUCAACAUAGGAAUCUUGUGAAACUUCUAGGAUGGUGCAUUCAAGGAGAUGAAAUGAUGUUGAUCUAUGAAUAUAUGCCAAACAAAAGCCUUGACUCAUAUAUAUUUGAUACUCAAAGGAGAUCAUUUCUUGAUUGGCCAAAACGCUUUAACAUUAUUAAUGGAAUUGCUAGAGGCCUUUUGUAUUUGCACCAAGAUUCUCGACUAAAAAUUAUUCAUAGAGAUCUCAAAGCUAGCAACAUUUUGUUGGAUAUUGACAUGAACCCAAAAAUAUCGGACUUUGGCUUGGCAAGGAGCAUUGGAUUAAAUGAGACAGGAGCAAAAACAAACCGAAUUGUUGGAACGCUUGGUUAUAUGUCUCCGGAGUACGCAGGACAUGGGAUCUUCUCUACUAAAUCAGAUGUGUUCAGUUUUGGUAUCUUGGUACUAGAAAUUGUGAGUGGGAAAAGAAAUAGGGACUUUUCUCAACACCAAGAUCACUAUGAGAACCUUGUUAGCCAUGCAUGGAAGCUUUAUAGAGAUGGUACAUCAAUUCAACUUGUAGAACAUCAUCUAGAUGAACCACAUAAUUUGCUUCAAGUUCUAAGAUCAAUUCAAGUUGGGUUGUUAUGCGUUCAACACUGCCCUGAAGAUAGGCCAAGCAUGUCUUCCAUUGUUCAUAUGUUAGCUAAUGAUGUUCAAUUACCCAUUCCUAAAGAGCCAGGUUUCUUCACAGAGAAAAGGGUAAUUGAACCCAGUUCUUGCCUAGACAAAGAAAAAUCUUUUUCCAUAAAUGGACUCACCAUCUCAUCAGCGUUCCAUCCUCGUUAA